Molecule: messenger RNA, 4653 nt
Organism: Aspergillus pseudonomiae
Lineage: Eukaryota; Fungi; Ascomycota; Eurotiomycetes; Eurotiales; Aspergillaceae
Product: putative ABC bile acid transporter
Exons: 3
Coding region: 1-4653 (1550 amino acids)
Biological process (GO): transmembrane transport
Cellular component (GO): membrane
Molecular function (GO): ATP binding; ATP hydrolysis activity; ABC-type transporter activity
Source: RefSeq, a predicted model, not a curated record
AUGACAGGCAAUCCGGAGAUUUGGUCAGCUACAACAGGUGUUCUCGGGCUAUUAUUGAUAGCCUUGAAUACAGCACCAGCAACACUAAAUGUUGUUCACCGGCUGUCGAAAAGAUCCCAGCCGAUACGCCUGGAGACGUUGCUAAUCGCCAAGCCGGGGUAUCAAGACGAGGAUGGAGAAGCUACGGAGUCGUCCUUGCUUAGCUUCGCUGAUUCCUGGCAGAGAGUAACGAUUGCGAUAUUAUCGGUGGUCGGAGUAGAAUUGUCGCUCGCGCUCGCGAUUGUUUGUCUCGAGACUGGUCAGAGCUACUUCAUUAUCCCGUUUUGGCUACUCUUGGGAGGUUGGGCCUUGCUGUGCUUGCAAUCUGUUGCCUUUUUUACAGAGACCUCCACAGUAGAGCGGUAUCGGCUUAGCAUCUACUCGUUCUGGACGAGCACACUCACGGUCGCAGUCCCCUGCAUCCAACUCAGCCUCUUUUGGUCGGCCGGAUACGACGUCAACCCGGGACAUGCGCAAACAGGCCUUCUUAUCAGCCAGGUGGUUACAGCACUUCUACGUGGCCUUUGCUCGAUCCUAAUUCCCCGACGGCCGAAUGUGUACCAUGAUGGACAAAUUGUUGAUCAAGAGCUCACGUAUAGUGUAUACAGCCGAUUUACCUUCAGCUGGGUCAAUGGCCUGAUGAAGUAUGCCGCAGAGAACAAGAGCCUCGAGAUCGACAACCUACCGAAAUUGCCGUUUACCGUUCGUGCGGAGAAUCUAUACACUCGCCUGGAGCAGACCCGCCAGUCCCGCAAGCUGUGGAAGGCACUCGUUAUUGGGAACAUGCGACCGUUGAUCUGGCAGGCUGUCCUUAGCUUGGUUACUUGUGUGCUGGGCUUCGGACCGCAGAUAGCGAUGUAUGGAAUAUUGAAGUCAUUAGAGGAGCGUUCGGUAGCGCUCGGGAAUAACCUCCAUGCGUGGCUAUGGGUGGCAGCUUUGGGAGUGGUGAUCGUCGUGUCAUACAGUAUUGAGUCGUGGUUGUGGUGGAUAAUAUCCUCGCAGCUUUGGGUUCCGAUCUACGAGGGGCUUUCGUCCAUCAUAUUCGCCAAAUCGAUGCGCUGCAAGGACGCCAAGGGGAUGAAAUCGACGAAGGACGACAGUGCACCCGAUGAUGAAGAGACACGAGAGGAAAAAGGUCGCCAGACAAUCAUGAACCUCGCAGCAGUAGAUUCGAAGCGAGUAGCCGAUUUUGCAACCUUCAACUAUCUUAUUCCCUCAUGCAUCAUGCGACUUAUCCUAGCUGCUGGAUUCUUGGCCCAUUUACUGGGAUGGAAAAGUCUUCUCGCUGGAUUAUCUGUGUCGCUAGUGAUAACUCCUUUGAAUACAUUCGUCACGAAGCGGUACUCUGCUGCGCAGCAGGAGUUCAUGAAGGCUAAUGACAAGCGCACUUCUACCGUGACUGAAGUACUUCAAGGCAUCCGACAGAUCAAGUUUGCUGCUCUCGAGCAACAGUGGCAAGAUCGGAUAAACGAAAACCGUCGACUUGAACUUGCUCUGCUGUGGAAGACUUCCCUCUAUACUACCGCUCUGGUGGCGGUUUGGACAUUGGGACCACUGAUGCUUUCUGCAGUCUCUUUGACCGUGUACGCUUUGUCGUACGGUGACCUUCCUGCUUCGGUCGCAUUUACUGCUCUCUCGGUUUUUGGAAACUUGGAGUCCGCUAUGGCUGGCCUGCCGGACCUUAUCUCCAAAGGUAUGGAAGCCAAAGUCAGCUCUGACCGCAUCGAGGAGUAUCUUGCGUCCGCCGAAAAGAUGCCCCAUACGAGCAAUGUCGAUGAGAUCUCGUUCGAAAGUGCCACAAUUGCAUGGCCCGGUCAAGAGGAAGAGACUCCCAAGCUUCCCGAGAUGGACGAUAGUUUUGUUCUCCGCAACUUGAAUCUGAAAUUCCCACCGAAAGGAUUGAGUGUGAUAGCGGGAAGGACUGGGUCUGGAAAAAGUCUACUUCUUGCCGCUAUCUUGGGUGAAUGCGAUAUUAUACAGGGCUCGAUAGGAGUUCCGCACGCGCCUUCGCUCGAAGAACGACAAGACGAUCGAGCUACCCGUGACAACUGGAUUAUAGAUACGGCCCUAGCCUAUGUCGCACAGAACCCGUGGAUGGAAAAUGCGACUAUUCGGGAAAAUAUUCUGUUCGGUCUACCGUACAACUGGCGGAGAUACCGGAAGGUGCUGAAGGCAUCGGGGCUGGAGAAGGACCUCACGAUCCUACCCGACGCAGACAUGACUGAUAUUGGUGCGAAUGGCAUAAACCUGAGUGGCGGACAGCGAUGGCGCGUUUCCUUUGCUCGGGCUUUGUAUUCCCGCGCCGGCAUUCUUGUGAUGGAUGAUAUCUUCAGUGCCCUGGAUGCCGAAACUGGGCGUCAUGUGUAUGAGCAUGGGCUCACAGGGGACCUAGCGCAGGAUCGCACCAGGAUUCUUGUUACACAUCAUGUCGGAUUAUGUCUUCCUCGGACCGACUAUUGUGUUCUUCUCGAAAAUGGCUACAUGACGCACGCUGGGACAGUGGAACAAGUGCGUGCUGCACAUGGCUUAACUGAUUUCCUUCAGGGGUUAAGUGCCGAGAUGAGAGAUCUACAGGACAAGGAAACUGCACGGGAUGCUUCCUUCAGGAAACGCUCGUCUGUUGGCCCUCCACCUCCAACUGAAAGUCAUACCCCAAGGCAAUUCACGCAGGAUGAAGAUCGCGCAACGGGGUCUAUACCCAUGAAGGUGUACACAACUUAUAUGACGAAGGGGAAUAGCUGGCUGGCAUGGACAUUCACAAUGCUGAUGUUUGCCAGCUUUAUGGCUCUCUUAGUCGGUCGAUCCUGGUGGGUUAGUCUCUGGACAAGUGCGAAACCGAUGUCCCAUACGCCGGAGACAACGACAAUAUGGGAAGAGACAGUAGACCGAUUUAAGGCCGUUCGAGUCGACGAUGACCUCAAGUUUUAUCUCGGCGUCUACAUAGCCUUAUCCGCCGCUGCAUGCGUUAUCGGUGCUCUGCGACAAUUUGCACUCACUUAUGCAUCCCUUCAAUCGUCACGUCAACUUUUCCAAGAUUUACUCGCAGUCGUCCUCCGGGCACCCAUGCGUUGGCUCGAUACGGUGCCUCUCGGUCGGAUCUUGAACCGGUUCACGUCUGACAUCUACACGGUGGACUGGCGUCUUGCUUUUGAUCUCGGACAUUUCGUGUACAAGGCACUAGAGCUUGCUGGUAUUAUGGUUGCUGGCCUUCUCGUUUCGCCAAUAUUGCUUGUAUUUGCUUGUUUGUUGUUACUUUUCUGCCUUUACCUAUCGAACUCAUAUCUUGCUGGGGCGAGAGAACUGAAGCGCUUGGAAAGCAACUCAAAGAGUCCCGUCAUGGAGCUAUUCGAUUCAAGUCUGACAGGCCUCACAACAGUUCGGGCGUUUAACAAGGCAGACGUAUACAUUCGGAAUAUGUAUUCAAAACUCGACCGCCACGCCCAAACGGUAUGGAACUCAUGGCUUUUCAACAGAUGGUUGUCCUUUCGGAUGAGCAUUGUUGGUGCUGUUUUCUCGACAGGAGCAGCUGCUCUGGUUGUAUAUGUUCCCACUAUACCAGCUGCACUAGCAGGUUUUGCAAUCACUUUCGCCCUACAAUAUAAUUACGCUGUGUCCAUGGGCCUUCGCUUCUACGCCGAGAUGGAGAUGGACAUGAACGCUACCGAGCGCGUACUAGAAUACUCGACCAUCGAAACAGAAGACCAAGGAGGAUACGAGCCACCAGCUGCAUGGCCAUUGCGGGGGCGCGUGGAAGUCGAGGACUUGGUAGUCAGCUAUGCGCCCGACCUCCCUCCUGUCCUGAGUGGACUCAGUUUCAACAUGCAGCCCAACCAGCGAGUCGGUGUCGUCGGCCGCACGGGAGCCGGGAAGUCCUCACUAACUCUCGCCCUGUUCCGCUUCCUGGAAGCCAGAGAAGGUCGUAUCAUAAUUGAUGGUCUAGAUAUAUCUAGGAUGACCCUCCAGGCACUCCGCAGCCGCUUGGCCAUCAUUCCUCAGGAUCCGGUUCUAUUCUCAGGAACGGUGAGAUCCAAUCUAGACCCGUUCCACGAGUAUACGGAUGCAGAGCUGUACAACGCGCUGGAACGCGUGCACCUCCUGUCAUUCGAGGAUUCCAUUACACUCGCCUCUCAAUCAUAUCAUGGCUCGUCCAGCGGUAGUGACACAGCAGCAUCAAAUCCUAUGUCACCUACUGGUGGACCUUCCAAGCCUUCUAGCUUUUUCACAUCUUUAGCCUCGCCCAUAUCGGAGGGUGGACUCAAUCUUUCUCAGGGCCAGCGCCAGCUUCUCUGUCUCGCCCGUGCCAUCGUCGCACAGCCUAAGAUCAUGAUUCUCGACGAAGCUACAUCCGCCGUGGACAUGGAGACUGAUGCGCUUAUCCAACGGUCAAUCCGAUCCGAAUUCGGGCGUAAUGAGUCCUCCCUACUCGUGAUCGCGCAUCGACUCAGCACAAUCGCAGACUUCGAUCGAAUCCUCGUCAUGGACGCAGGCAAGGCAGUAGAGUUCGGGCCACCACGGGAGCUACUUGAGAUUGAAGGCGGCGUGUUCAGGAAUCUAGUCCAGAACAGCGGCGAAAGGGCCGUCCUGGAACAGAUGAUUCUCGGGAAAGCAAAUUGA